Messenger RNA from Plenodomus lingam JN3, 1560 nucleotides. NCBI's taxonomy places the organism in Eukaryota, Fungi, Ascomycota, Dothideomycetes, Pleosporales, Leptosphaeriaceae. The record is from RefSeq and is a predicted model, not a curated record.
AUGUACGAGGGUAAACCUUGUGGCUUUCUUAUAGGCCGUGACAGGACAAGAGUAACAGUCUCGGGCGUGAAAAUGACGCGGUAUCAAAUCAACGCUCAAGUCGCAGACAUAAGUCCUUCAGACAAUGUGCGCUUCAAGCUCAACAUCCCGGAAAGCACAGCUUCAUCAGGCAGUGGGGACAUCUUCUUUUCCAUCUCAGCACCUAGCAGCUAUGAGUGGAUUGCGCUUGGUCAGGGGAAUGGUAUGGGCGGCUCGAACAUGUUUCUCGUAUAUACAUCUUCGAGCGGAUCAAACGUGACACUUUCACCGCGCACGGCAAGCGGGUACAACCCGCCGAGUGUAAACGGCGAUGCUGACGUUACGUUGCUGGAGGGUUCUGGCGUUACGGAUGGUGUGAUGACGGCCAAUGUGAAGUGCGCCAACUGCAAUAGCUGGUCUGGUGGUACAAUGGAUUUCAGUGCAAGUACUGGCAAUUGGAUCUAUGCCUACCAAUCGUCCGGUGGCCCAAAAAAUACAGACGAACAAUCUGCCUCGAUUAAGCAGCACAAUAACCAAGCUACUUUCCAAUGGGAUUUUGCGGAUGCCAAGGGUGGCAGCAGUGUCAACCCAUUCCUUGCAACGACUCCCUCUGGUACUGGGACCGCCGGCACUGCUGCAUCGAGUUGCAUCCCACGGCCAGCCUCUGCCAGUGAUUCCGGCACGGUUUCCGGAGCUAGCACUGCUCUUGCAAGCCCCACGCCGACAAGUGAUGACUCUGACAGUGAGGAUGACCACGACAACGAUCAUGAAAAUCCAUGGAACGGUCGACCCACUAGCUGGUCAACGGCGAGGCCUACUGGGGGUCGACCACCUGCCAAGCGACAGGACCAACUUCCGUACUGCGAUGAGAUAACUAACAGCGAAGAUGGCAGCAAUAGCAACAAUGACAGCGGUUUCAUCACCAUCGGGGGGUCGAGCGGCGGGGGCAACCGAAAAACCAUGGUCAUUGCACAUGGUGUUCUUGCGUCUCUCGCCUUUGUCAUUCUCUUCCCCGCGGGCGCCAUUGCUAUCCGUCUAGCUUCCUUCCCCGGGGUCAUCUGGCUACAUGCUGCAUUCCAGGCUCUAGCCUACCUUGUCUAUAUUGCUGGCGUUGGUCUCGGUGUGUACCUGGCGACAGAGAUGGACUUGUUGGACCAUUACCAUGCCAUUAUUGGCAUACUCGUCCUGAUCGUCGUCUUCUUCCAGCCCAUGACGGGCUGGAUCCAUCACAUGCUCUUCAAGAAGUACAGCCAUCGUACUAUAUGGUCACAGGCGCACAUCUGGGUCGGUCGCCUUGCCGUCACAUUGGGCAUCAUCAAUGGCGGUCUCGGGCUGAGGCUGGCCGACUCCAUGAGGAUGAGCUCACGGGGGGGGAUGAUAGCGUAUGGGGUGAUUGCGGGCCUUGUCUGGUUGGUAUGGGCGGCAGCGAUAGUUGUGGGCGAGAGGAGGAGGAAGAGGAUGACAGGGUCGGAAAGGAGGGAGAUGAGAAGCGGUGAUGUCAGGCCGCCGAAUGGCCAUUACGCUCCCAAGGGGCAGCAGUAA